Molecule: messenger RNA, 561 nt
Organism: Mucor velutinosus
Lineage: Eukaryota; Fungi; Mucoromycota; Mucoromycetes; Mucorales; Mucoraceae
Product: Guanine deaminase (Guanase) (Guanine aminohydrolase)
Exons: 3
Coding region: 1-561 (186 amino acids)
Source: RefSeq, a predicted model, not a curated record
AUGGCAUGUAUUAAAUUGAAAUGCUUCUCUGAAUCCAACACACCUAAAAUCACUGUUAUGGGGCCAGCAAGAUUAACCAGCAUGUGUCUUGAAAAUGGCUUGUGGAUACAAGUGCAAAACAAGAGCAUCGGUAUUUUACAGGAGGCAAAAAGCACUCGAAGCAAGGGCAAUUUGAUUUUCUCAAGGAUGCUUUAUAUCACUGCUCCACGACUCCAGCUCGUAUACACCAAGCCAUAUGCUGAGGACAUUCAUGUUUAUGUUCUCGUGUCAUUCGCCAUCAAGUCACUGCUUGGUUGCAAAAUAUUGUUUAAGCAUCAUUAUUGUGCUCUCAACCAUCAUAGAGAUAUGGACCGCAACAAAUUCAAACCAGACAAUCUCUACUAUGUCAAGAUCAGAUCCAAGCGCUUUGAUAUCUAUGUCACAGACAUUAAAUCCUCAAAGUGUUCAGCGCCGGCUCCUGCUUCUGAUUUGGUAAAGAUUGGGCAACAAAAUGAACAAGAUGAUCAACAGCUUGGUAGCACUGAAGGUUCCCUCGCCUGUGGUUGUUGGCAUAUUGGCUGA